Molecule: messenger RNA, 2719 nt
Organism: Melitaea cinxia (Glanville fritillary)
Lineage: Eukaryota; Metazoa; Arthropoda; Insecta; Lepidoptera; Nymphalidae
Gene: Mitf
Product: microphthalmia-associated transcription factor
Exons: 13
Coding region: 182-2050 (622 amino acids)
Biological process (GO): regulation of transcription by RNA polymerase II
Cellular component (GO): nucleus
Molecular function (GO): RNA polymerase II cis-regulatory region sequence-specific DNA binding; DNA-binding transcription factor activity, RNA polymerase II-specific; protein dimerization activity
Source: RefSeq, a predicted model, not a curated record
AUAAAUCUAUAUAACAAUCAACAAUAGCAACAAGUAGACAGCUGGGAGGAUGGAUGCUGUUAAGAUAUUCGUCCUAUUCUUAUUUAAAUUAUCACGUUUCGUUUAAUAAUUAUGUAUAAUUAAAACUAUAAUUAUCGUACACGUUAUCAGUGAAAAGUUAGUGAUUGUGAAACUGUUAAAAAUGGAUGAAUCCGGUAUUGACAUGGGAUACGAUCUCGCUUCUCUAUUAACGAACGAUUUUAAUAUUGACCAGAGGAUUUUCGACGGAAUGAACACCACUCAGCCUCACCAGGAUUUCAUGUUUUACGAGCUUAAGUCCAAAGCCGUACCAGUCACCGAAAGUCCGCCCACAUUCAAGACGCUCACGCCGACGUCGCGCACUCAGCUUAAGCAACAGUUGAUGCGAGAGCAUGCGCAGGAGCAACUGCGCAGAGAAUCGCUACAAGCACAACAAGCGGGCCAGUCCAAAGAUAAUGAAGACAAAAAGAAGUCCAGUCCAACAGAUGUGCCGAGGAUCACGCCGAACGUGGAGCUACCGCCGCAAGUGUUGCAGGUGCGAACAGUUCUGGAGAAUCCCACCCGGUAUCACGUGAUCCAGAAGCAAAAGAGCCAGGUGCGGCAGUACCUGAGCGAGUCCUUCACACCACAGCCGCAGGUAGCAGGAGCAGCCCGAGGGGCACCAGUACAAAGCGCUCCGGAAUUGGGAACCAGAGCGCCUUCACCCGAUAGAGCCUCCACGUCUAGCCUACUGAGCCCUGGGAUCUGUUCUGCGGGGGCUAAUUCCGAAGCAGACGAGUUCCUCGAAGACAUCCUGUCUCUGGAUAGCGGCGCUGGCCCGCUGUCUUCAUCAGAACCUGCCUCCACGGCCAGCUCAGUGGCAGGCGACUGUGCCUUAUUAUCUGAUGCGGAUAUGCACGCCCUGGCCAAGGACAGGCAAAAAAAGGACAACCAUAAUAUGAUCGAACGUCGAAGACGCUUCAACAUAAACGACAGAAUAAAGGAACUGGGCACCCUUUUGCCGAAGACCAACGAUCCCUUCUACGAAGUCAUAAGGGACGUCAGACCAAACAAGGGUACAAUACUUAAGAGCAGCGUGGAUUACAUCAAGUGUUUAAGAGAUGAAGUGAACAGGUUGAAACAGAGCGAACAGAGACGGAAACAGAUUGAAUUGCAUAAUAGAAAGUUAAUGUUAAGGAUACAGGAACUGGAACACUUAGCAAGGCUCCACGGUCUCCCGCUAAGCGAGGGCUGGUCGUCCCCGCAACACGACGAAGACUCCCCAGAAGCAUCCGCAACACCAGCAGCGCCCGCAGCAUCCGCAGCGUCCGCAGCGUCCACAGCUUCUGUGACUUCGGCGACCUCCGCAGCAUCCGCAGCACAGCAAUCUGCACCGCCGGAGGUGGUCCUACCCAAAACCGAACCCGCUCCCCUCAUGGAAUUAAGCGAACCUCCAGACUUGCUAAGAGACACACCAGCUGGAGAAGCACUUUCAGCUCUAGACGCCCUAGACGGUCUCAAACUUGGGUCCUGUUCGCCUCUCAGUCGCGAGGGUCUAUCGCUGGGUUGUCUGGAGACCGACAUGUGCCUCGAACCCGUUACUGACCAUCUUUUCAACCACAAGGAUGUUAAGAUGAGACUGUCUCCGACGCCCGGUCUGCUGGGCGGUGACGAAAACGAUGCGGUUCUAAACUUGGCACAGAUAGAAGACCUCAUGGACGAUGACUCACACAACCCCGUCACGCAAGGUUAUUAUUAUUUUAAAAUAAAAUUAACUAUAUUAUUAAUAAAUUUAUCUAAAUUUAUGAUAUUGUCCACAGGUGACCCCAUGCUAUGCUCAUCACCCACCGCUCUUGGGUUGGGAGCCGCGCUGCUACAUGUCGACCUCUCGCAUGGUUCAUCACUAUUAUCAGAGAAUGGAAUGUCGCUCGGACUAGGCGGUCUAGGCCUAGGUCUCGGAGAAAACCUACCCUUACUACUAGGUGCUACCCACGCUCCACACUCCCCCCACGCGCAUCCUAGACCCUGCUUCGACAUGGACUUAGGAGCCUAGACGAAAAUGUGCCUAGACUAUAACCUAGGUUAUGAUGGACAAUAAGCUUAACCGGUAAUGUGAUAUUAAUCGUGAUCGAUUUUACCGGAUUUUUAGUCUGUUUUAUGUAACAUUUGUAUAUGGCCUAUAUAUACAAUACUUUUGAUAAUUAUUAUACAAAUAUGUAUUCGAAUUUAAAAUUAAAUUUUGUGAAUCAUGUUUGCAAUAUAUAUAUACUAUAAUUUAAAUUAUACAAUGUAUAAUUACAAUUAUAUUCUUCAGAAUUAAGUCGAAAUUUUAUAAUGCAAUUUAAGCGAAGGAAAUGCCAAAGAUAUGUUAUAACGGUGCCAUUUUCGAAGGCUAUAAACGUGAAUUUCUUUCGCAUUUCUUUAAUUUUUUAAUUAUGUACAAAUAUAAUAUAUAAAAAAUAUCCAUGGCUGAGAGAUCCCACAAUCAGUACAUGUAUGUAAAAAAGGCCUCGAAUUAGAAAAAAUAAUCUACUUUUUCUAUUAUUUUAAAACAAAAAGUAUAAAGUUACCAUCUUUUGUAUUUAGUUAUAUGAUAUAAGCGUGAAUAUUAAAACAUCGAAGUUAUUUUGUUUGCUCCUAUAAAGUAUUGUUUCAUUAUAAGAAAAUUAAAUUUUCUUAUAAAAAUAAAAUUGUGGUUGUGUCGAUACACAUUUUAGAAUUA